ACCUGACAAAACCACAGAGCAGUGCAGCAGUUAAACUGAACUCACACCAUCGCAGACCAGCCGCUGGACAACAGCCGAUAUAAAGCGUACGCAGUAAUAGUCCAGAUUGCACACAUCGAACACUCACUUCCUUUUUGCUUUCUUUCCAAACUUCACAUUGGCCUUGAUAAAGAUCUUCAUGAUACGUUAAAAAAGCAGAACAAUGAGGUACACGUUCAAACCGGACGAUUGCAUGGUCAUCACCAUCCCUCUAGCCAGCGUCAGGAACGCCAGAGAGGGACAGCUCAUGCCCGACAAAUUCACCUGCAGGUUCAAGGACUCCUACAAAGUGUAUCAGCGUGGUCGCCCCAAAGCCCUCGGGGUAGCUCAGAUCAUCACUGCAGUAUUUAUCCUGUGUUUGGGAGGACUCUUAAUCAACUUUUAUUACUAUGGUUUUCUUUAUAUGUUCAUGAUUCCCAGCAUCCUGUAUCUAGUGUCCGGUGCUCUGGCGAUCGCCGCUGCACACGCUCCCUUAAUGCCCUUGAUGAAGGCGUCGUUUGUCUUCAACAUCUUGGCCCUUUGCUUAGCAAUUAUCAUGACCUGUUUAACGUGUCUGAUGACUUUAGAACGUUACACAUAUGAGAUUCAUACAGGACUGGGCGUGGUAAUGGCUGUGAUGCACAUGUUCGAGUUUCUCCUCUCUGUGAUUCUGAUCCACUGGGAGAGUAAAGCUUUGUGCAGAACUCAUUUCAACAGCCUGCCCAUGAUCACACUGAAGCAGGACAUGUGAGCGGUGAGGGACUGAAACUGGACGACCCCUGCAUAAGACAACUGUUUAGUGACCUUUAGCCACAGAUGAGUGUAGUUACGAGGCUUUCACACUUAUUUUAACUUCUUUAUUCGAGGAUCUGCUUGUUGAUAAGCCGUGGUGUUUCAUUUUGCAGGUUUAACGUAAUAAACUGUAUGUAUAUGAAUUUAAGUGUAAAUUAUGAUCAAGAAAAUCUCUUCAAACUGCUUUAAACCUCGUAUCAUAAUAGUUUUAAUCUUUUUAUCCUGCUCUGUUUUUUAUGGCCUGAAGUAUUAAAGUGUAUGUUGAAGACA
Molecule: messenger RNA, 1080 nt
Organism: Hemibagrus wyckioides
Lineage: Eukaryota; Metazoa; Chordata; Actinopteri; Siluriformes; Bagridae
Exons: 8
Coding region: 203-769 (188 amino acids)
Cellular component (GO): membrane
Source: RefSeq, a predicted model, not a curated record